This is a messenger RNA of Peronospora matthiolae, 426 nucleotides long. The record is from the annotation of a GenBank genome assembly. NCBI's taxonomy places the organism in Eukaryota, Oomycota, Peronosporomycetes, Peronosporales, Peronosporaceae.
AUGGAAGAGAUCGGACUGCCCGUCGUCGUCAUCGUCCUGGACGAGGAGCCGCUGGUGCCCGUGUCCAUCGAGACGAAGACGGACCUGUACGCCAAGUUCAAGUCCCUCGAGCGCCAUCUGGAGUUCCUGGACAUCCAAGAGGGCUACAUCAAGGACGAGAUGAAGAACCUCAAGCGGGAGCUCAUUCGGGCCAAGGAAGAGGUGAAGCGGAUCCAGUCGGUCCCGCUAGUCAUUGGCCAGUUCCUGGAGAUGGUGGACGCCAACUACGGCAUCGUCGGCUCCACGGCCGGCUCCAACUAUUACGUGCGCAUCCUAAGCACCUUGGACCGCGAGCGGCUGAAGCCCAACUCUUCGGUGGCGCUGCAUCGGCACUCGCACGCUGUCGUGGACGUGCUCCCCCGGAGUCAGACUCAAGUAUUCAGAUGA